Molecule: messenger RNA, 384 nt
Organism: Sphenostylis stenocarpa
Lineage: Eukaryota; Viridiplantae; Streptophyta; Magnoliopsida; Fabales; Fabaceae
Source: the annotation of a GenBank genome assembly
AUGAAGCGCUUAGUGUAUAAGCAGUUUCACUAUCCUAUGAUCAGAGAGAAAGUGGUUGAACAAAUGGUGCUGUGUUUUCCCUCCACACCCAAGAAACUGGCCAUGACCAUAGCAUGCUUCGUUUCCGGUGCUGCCAUUUUAGCUGUUGGAGUACACUUAUCUUAUGUCAAUGUUGCUCCCCAACAAGCUCGAACCAAAGCUCGCAAUGAUUUUGUCAUGGAGUUUUUGAAAAAGAAGUAUGGUUAUACUUCUCCAUAUGAGAAAUUGGCUCGCAAUGAUUCUCAUGAUAAGAUAACGCAGGUAUCCUCUACGAGAGACCUAUAUGCUCAGGCUCGCAAUGAGUUGGUUAAAGAGACAUUUAGUAACCUUGGAUUUAAAAAGUAG